AAAAAACAACUAAACGUCACUUCCCACUUCCCGACAACAACCUCGACGACAACCCGUUCGAGAAGAUCCUCCAGACCACACUUACCGAACGCUCACAAAUCACACAACACAACCAUCACAAUGGGUAAGGUCGCCGCUGCCGUUUCCGCGGCUCUGCUGCUCGCCAGCAACGCCGCUGCUCUCGACCCUAUCGUCAUGAAGGUAUGAUACCAUCCGCCACCCCCACCGAGCCUGACAUAUCACUAACAAUUCAAACCAGGGCUCCAAGUUCUUCUACGAGAACGGUACUCAGUUCUACAUGAAGGGUAUUGCCUACCAGCAGGACACCGCCGCCGCCGGUGGCGAGUCCAAGACUGGUGAAUACAACGACCCUCUCGCAGACGAGACUGCCUGCAAGCGUGACAUUCCCAUCAUGGUUAAGGCCGGCACCAACACCAUCCGAACCUACGCCAUUGACCCCAAGAACAACCACGACGCCUGCAUGAAGCUCCUCAGCGACGCCGGCAUCUACGUCGUCUCCGACUUGGGUGAGCCCAAGCUCUCCAUCAACCGUGACAACGCCCAGUGGAACACCGAGCUCCUCGACCGCUACACCGCCGUCAUCGACUCCCUCGCCAAGUACGACAACACCAUCGGUUUCUUCGCCGGUAACGAGGUCUCCAACAACAAGACCAACACCGAGGCCUCUGCCUUCGUCAAGGCCGCCGUUCGUGACUCCAAGAAGCACAUCAAGGACAAGGGCUACCGCUGGAUGGGUGUUGGCUACGCCGCCAACGACGACGCCGACAUUCGCACCAACUCGGCCCACUACUUCAACUGCGGUGACCAGGAGACCGCCAUUGACUUCUGGGGUUACAACAUCUACUCCUGGUGCGGUAAGAACACCCUCGCCGGUGCCGGUUACACCACCCAGAUCGACUUCUUCAAGAACUACUCCAUCCCCGUCUUUUUCGCCGAGUACGGCUGCAACAUCCCCGACGGUGCCGAUGGCCGUAUCUUCCAGGAGACCACUGCUCUGUACGAGAAGGAGAUGACCGACGUCUUCUCUGGCGGUAUCGUCUACAUGUACCACCAGGAGGCCAACGAUUACGGUCUCGUCGAGAUCAACAACGGCGUCGCCAAGACGAUGAAGAACUACGACCAACUCGCCUCCCGUGUUCUUGCUGCCACCCCCGCCGCCGUUCAGAUGGACUCCUACUCCCCCACCAACAAGGCCGCCGAGUGCCCUGGCACCUCCUCCACUUGGGAGGUUCACGGCGAUGCUCUUCCCCCUACCCCUGACAGCUCUCUCUGCGAGUGCAUGGUCAAGUCUCUUUCUUGCACUCCCAAGGACGGCCUGAAGGCUUCUGCCAUUGGCGAGAUCUUCGGCUACAUCUGCGGUGCCUCCCCUGACUCUUGCCGCGGCAUCAACACCAACACCACCACCGGUGUUUACGGCGCCUACUCCAUGUGCACUGACGAGCAGAAGCUUGCCUUCGUCAUGGACACCUACUACAAGUCCCAGAAGUCCGCCAGCACUGCUUGCGACUACGAUGGCCAGGGUCAGGUCGUUUCCCCCUCCUCCGCCGACAGCUCUUGCAGCUCCGCCCUUGCCUCCGCUUCUGCCGCCAACAGCGCCGCUGCCACCGCCACCGCCCCCGUCUCCUCCACUGCCAACCCCAGCUCCAGCUCUUCUGGCAACGCUGCUGCCGGCAGCCCCUACCAGCCCAUGUUCAACUUCGGCGGUUUCGCCAUCGGCGCCUACAUUGUCGCCGCUGGUGCCGUUGGUGCUGCCAUGGUCGCUCUGUAAACGGUCUCUUCAUCUAAUGAUGCUUUGAGGUGGAAAAAAUGGGUGUGCCCAGGAUUAGGGCAGUAUACAUUAUGCGAGCGUGUAGGAUAUCCAACGCAGGCUACCACGGUGCCUCGUUUAAUACAGUCACGACUCGACAGAUUUGAUUACUGGCAUGAGGCUCUUUUGUGUUUCUCACCAUCACAUGGCGUUGGGUCUUCACUGGCAGCAGCUGUUCUGCUUCAUGACUGGCCGACAGAGGUCAAUGUUGUUUUCUAGUGUCUUUUGGUUCGAUGAAUAGAACUUUUUCUUUUUGUUCA
Messenger RNA from Colletotrichum acutatum, 2088 nucleotides. Its product is annotated as Glucanosyltransferase-domain-containing protein. The record is from RefSeq and is a predicted model, not a curated record. The transcript has a single exon. Gene Ontology annotation, biological process: fungal-type cell wall organization; fungal-type cell wall (1->3)-beta-D-glucan biosynthetic process. Gene Ontology annotation, molecular function: 1,3-beta-glucanosyltransferase activity. Lineage: Eukaryota; Fungi; Ascomycota; Sordariomycetes; Glomerellales; Glomerellaceae. Gene Ontology annotation, cellular component: plasma membrane. Bases 299 to 1789 code for a protein of 496 amino acids.